GCAUAUUUGCGGUGUGCAUCAGUUGGAAAUGCAGCAAAGGGAUUUGAAUGCACCGGUAAACCCAUUCAAUCCAGACAUAUUCACAGCUAUUGACUUUGCACCUUCUGAAGUGACUGAGAGGGAAUAUCCCCAUACAGACCCUGCAGAACAUCAGGAAGACCCGGAGAACCUCAGGCAGACCCUGCAGAGUCGGGCAAAUCAGACUAAAGAAAAAGGAAUAUCCGUAACAACCAAAGAAAUUAGGCCUACUGAAGAAUACCGCUGUAAGAUAGAACCGGCUGUGGAACCUGCUGUAGAGCCGGAACCGGCUGUGCAACCUGCAACGAUGGAACCCAAUGCAAUCCUCGACGUAAAGGGAAGUGUAAACAAACUGAUCGAACUUUGCGGGGAAAACCUGCCUUAUAUCGCAGGCCUUCGGGAAAAUGAUCGAAUUCCUCACGAAAAGGAAAGCGGAGUGAAUUUAAGAUACUCUGCUGCAGUCGGUCAUAUGGUUGAUUCGCUGACGCGUGGAAAAACAACGAAGUAUGGGGGAAACAAUCGCAAUGAACUACUGCGCCGAAGUUUCUAUUCAUUGAUAAUGUAGUUUCAUUUUUCAGCCAAUAUGGCGGUCGUUGU
Anneissia japonica is the source of this 615-nucleotide messenger RNA. RefSeq lists its product as uncharacterized. NCBI's taxonomy places the organism in Eukaryota, Metazoa, Echinodermata, Crinoidea, Comatulida, Comatulidae. The record is from RefSeq and is a predicted model, not a curated record. The transcript has 3 exons. Bases 29 to 583 code for a protein of 184 amino acids.